AACGCCGAUUAAUUAUAGCCGACUCGGGAUGCGACCUAAAUUAGCCUUAUUAGCACCUUCGAUAUAGCGUAACGUUUACUUUGAGCAGCUUUAAUAUAUGUGGAGAUUACUGACGUCCAGGCCUACAUACCUGCUACGAACUGUAAGCACCAGCACAUACGCUAUAACCCCUUGCGGGACAGCUGGGUCCUGGUGUCAGCCCACCGCAUGAAGAGGCCGUGGGCCGGUCAGGUAGAAAAGCCUCCAGAGGAGCACGUACCCAGAUAUGACCCCUGCAACCCGCUCUGUCCCAGAAACACCCGCGCAAAUGGAGAGGUUAAUGAAGAUUAUGAAAGCACAUUUGUCUUCGAUAAUGACUUUCCUGCUCUUCAGCCAGAUGCUCCAGAUCCCGGUUCAGAUCAGCAUCCAUUGUUCCGAUCUAAAGCUGCCAGAGGUGUCUGUAAGGUCAUGUGUUUUCAUCCAUGGUCUGAUGUCACCCUGCCGCUCAUGAAAAAAGACGAGGUCGUCAAGGUGAUUGACAAGUGGUCUGACAUUGUUGAAGAGCUAGGUGCUACCUAUGCCUGGGUUCAGAUCUUUGAGAAUAAAGGAGCCACGAUGGGCUGUUCAAAUCCACACCCUCACUGUCAGGUCUGGGCCAGCAGCUUCCUGCCCAACGAGCCGGCCCUGUCGGACCGCUGUCAGGGGAAGUACUACGCGGCUCACAAGGAGCCGCUGCUGCUGCAUUAUGCUCAGCAGGAGGCAGAGAGGAAGGAGCGUGUGGUGGUGGACAGCUCCCACUGGCUGGUAGUGGUUCCAUAUUGGGCGACGUGGCCCUAUCAGACACUGCUGUUGCCACGACGACACAUCCUCAGGAUCACCGACUUGACAAGGGAGGAGCGGGAGGAUCUGGCUGAUGUUAUGAAGCGACUGCUGACCAAGUACGACAACCUGUUCGAGGUGUCCUUCCCCUACUCCAUGGGCUGGCACGGAGCCCCCACCGGCCCCCAUUUGAAGGAAGAUUACUCCCACUGGCACCUACACGCUCACUACUACCCUCCUCUGCUACGUUCAGCCACGGUUAAGAAGUUCAUGGUGGGAUAUGAGAUGCUCGCGCAGGAGCAACGAGACCUCACACCUGAACAGGCUGCAGAGAAGCUAAGAAACCUACCUGACGAUCACUACAAAACCAGAUAGAACCUGGGAGCAGGAAGCUGAGAAGAGUGAGAGGGUGAACUUGUGUGAAAGUAGGAUGAAUGGAAAAUAUGCAGCUUUUACAUCAUCAGUGAUGAUGAAGAAUUAAGCAGGUGCAAAUUUGCCUGAUAAUAUAAGUACUGUAAAUCAGCUCAACCAGCAGAGAUGGACUCUACCUGACCUGAAAAGCCUCAGCUUUAGUUCAGCACCACGGACAGCGACAGAAGUUCCUGCCUCCAGGAUGGAUCCAUAAAUGUCACUAAGUCGCAGCAAAUGUUCACAGGCCCAUUUAAAUCUUUAAUCACGAAGGUUAAAUAAUUAACGGGGAACUAAAUCAACACUUCCAAACGCUGUGGCGCAGUGGACGUGUGAAUUAGAGACCCUGUCGAUGUUAUGAUCCUUGUGGCUUCAACCACAUCUGUAACAUGCAAAAAAAUCAACAAGCUGAACAUCAGGCAGUGACAAUGGUUUAAAAAAAGCCAAGGUAGCGGUGAACAUGUUAAAUGAUGUGUGCUCUCAGAAUGACAACAGCAGAUGGUGGUGUUGUUUAAAAAGUGAGGUAGAUGACCUGGAAUUAAGUUGGAACGAUGACUCUGUGGCAUAUUCUAACCACGAAGCUCCACUGGAAGCUCAGGAUCCUUGUUUUCCACAGUAGCAAGGUCAUAGAUGAGGAGAUGCUCUAGAAUAUGCCUCUACAUAGAAUGAGUUGUGUGCUUUGUGUUGUCAGUGUCAGUUUGUGUCAUGUUCCUGUUUUACAGAACACCAGCUCUCUGUGUGUUGUGAUAAGAACUGGUAAAGAUCCUACCUACA
Messenger RNA from Betta splendens (Siamese fighting fish), 1980 nucleotides. It is a transcript of the gene galt, whose product is annotated as galactose-1-phosphate uridylyltransferase. The record is from RefSeq and is a predicted model, not a curated record. The coding region runs from base 208 to 1173 and encodes 321 amino acids. Gene Ontology annotation, cellular component: cytoplasm. Gene Ontology annotation, biological process: beta-D-galactose catabolic process via UDP-galactose, Leloir pathway. The transcript has 11 exons. Gene Ontology annotation, molecular function: zinc ion binding; UDP-glucose:hexose-1-phosphate uridylyltransferase activity. Lineage: Eukaryota; Metazoa; Chordata; Actinopteri; Anabantiformes; Osphronemidae.